Molecule: messenger RNA, 411 nt
Organism: Lasiodiplodia theobromae
Lineage: Eukaryota; Fungi; Ascomycota; Dothideomycetes; Botryosphaeriales; Botryosphaeriaceae
Product: Protein fam47c isoform x1
Exons: 3
Coding region: 1-411 (136 amino acids)
Source: RefSeq, a predicted model, not a curated record
AUGCAUUUCACGCUUGCUUCUGCCGCCACUUUCUUGGCCCUUUCCUCUUCUACCGCCGCACGCCCGGCGCUUUCUCCCAGGGCCAGUGACAGUGGUUGCAUUGUUACCCUGAAUAACACCCGCACGACUCCUGCAAACCCUGCCGAAGUCAUCCUCAUGAGGACCAUGAUCAAGUGGAACAACUCGACCAACAGCUCCGGAUUCUCCUCGAGCUAUUGCGACUGGUCCAACACCAUCCAGGCUCCCUUCUCCAUCUUCUUCUACGCCGACACCAUCCCCAACUACACCACCACCGACGCACUGGCCGCCGUGCUGGAUAAGUGGGUCGGCACUUGGCUGAUCUCCCCGACGACGUCUCCCGCAACCGGCAACGCGGGCGAUUACAACAUCACCAGCGUUACCUGCGUCUGA